Molecule: messenger RNA, 3641 nt
Organism: Syngnathoides biaculeatus (alligator pipefish)
Lineage: Eukaryota; Metazoa; Chordata; Actinopteri; Syngnathiformes; Syngnathidae
Product: recombining binding protein suppressor of hairless-like
Exons: 11
Coding region: 228-1724 (498 amino acids)
Biological process (GO): Notch signaling pathway; regulation of transcription by RNA polymerase II
Cellular component (GO): MAML1-RBP-Jkappa- ICN1 complex; nucleus
Molecular function (GO): RNA polymerase II cis-regulatory region sequence-specific DNA binding; DNA-binding transcription activator activity, RNA polymerase II-specific
Source: RefSeq, a predicted model, not a curated record
CCCCCCCCCUUUUUUUUGGGGGGGGGGGUGGAGGUUUGUUUUUGUUUUAUUUUAUUUUUUUUUUUUGCUCUCCAGUCCUCCCCCGAAUUGAAAGCGAACUCCCGGUCCCGCCUGUAGUCUUGUUCCGCGGGGCCCGGUUGUUGAGGUCUCGGCGUGGGGUGCCCUCGGGAGGGGUCUCGCGAUUGUUGGGGGAGGGAAGGAGGGGUGGUGGGGGCGUUAUUUGGAAAAUGGCGCCCGUCGUCACUGGGAAGUUUGGUGAUGGCUGUCAACCUCAACGUUUAACAAGGGAGGCAAUGAGGACGUACUUGAAGGAAAAAGACGAUCAAACGGUCCUAAUUCUGCAUGCAAAAGUGGCCCAAAAGUCCUACGGCAAUGAGAAAAGGUUUUUCUGCCCUCCGCCAUGCGUCUAUCUGCUGGGCAGCGGCUGGAAGAAGAAGCUGGAGAAGCUCCAGAAGGAAGGCUGCACGGAGCAGGAGGCCCAGGCCUGCGCCUUCAUCGGGAUCGGCAACAGCGAGGUGGAGAUGCAGCAACUCAACUUGGAGGGGAAGAACUUCUGCGCCGCUAAAACCUUGUACAUCAGCGACACGGACAAAAGGAAGCACUUCAUGCUGUCUGUCAAGAUGCUGUACGGCAACAGCGCCAACAUCGGCGUCUUCCUCAGCAAGAGAAUCAAAGUCAUCUCCAAGCCUUCCAAGAAGAAGCAGUCUUUGAAAAACGCCGACCUGUGUAUCGCGUCGGGAACCAAGGUGGCUUUAUUUAACCGGCUGCGAUCGCAAACCGUCAGCACCAGGUAUCUCCACGUGGAGGGUGGCAACUUUCACGCCAGCUCCCUGCAGUGGGGGGCCUUCUUCAUCCACCUCCUGGACGACGACGAAUCCGAAGGGGAGGAGUUCGCCGUGCGAGACGGUUACAUCCAUUACGGCCAGACGGUCAAACUGGUGUGCUCCGUGACUGGCAUGGCGCUGCCCAGACUGGUCAUUCGCAAGGUGGACAAGCAGGCCGCGUUGUGGGAUGCGGACGACCCGGUGUCGCAGCUCCACAAGUGCGCUUUCUACUUGAAGGACACGGAACGGAUGUACCUCUGCCUCUCGCAGGACAGAAUCAUCCAGUACCAGGCCGCACCGUGUGUCAAAGAAUCAAACAAGGAGAUCAUAAACGACGGCGCGUGCUGGACCAUCAUCAGCACCGACAAAGCGGAGUACACUUUCUACGAGGGGAUGGGCCCCGUCCCCACGCCCGUCACGCCCGUGCCCGUGGUGGAGAGCCUGCAGUUAAAUGGCGGCGGAGACGUGGCCAUGUUGGAGCUAACGGGCCACAACUUCACCCCCAACCUGAGGGUCUGGUUUGGUGACGUGGAGGCUGACACCAUGUAUCGAUGCGGCGAGAGCGUCCUGUGCGUGGUGCCGGACAUUUCGGCCUUCCGCGAGGGCUGGCGCUGGGUCAGGCAGCCCGUGCAGGUCCCGGUCACGCUGGUCCGCAACGACGGCAUCAUCUACGCCACCUCCCUCACCUUCACCUACACCUCGGAACCGGGGCCCCGCCCCCACUGCGGCGUCGCCGAGGCCAUACUGCGGACGCGCGCCGCCGCCUCCUCUUCCUCCUCGUCCUUGACGUCGGCUUCUUCAUCUUCCCCUUCGUCCUCGCUGGGCGCGCUGACGAGCGGCCAGGGGGCUUACAGCGGCCGCGACUCGGGCUCGUCGUCGGCCGUGUCGGUCUUGUCGUAGUGAUGAUCACGCCAAGCGUGUCUUGUUUUAUUUUCAUCUUUUAUUUUCUUCAACGAGCACAAUUGCUUCCGAAGAGGACCUCGGAGAACACUUGGCCGAAGAGCAAGCUCGGGAGUGGCUUUGUGAACAAUAAAUGACUGUUUAGCCCCAUCUAGUGGACGACUGUGGAACCGGUCACAAGCCCCAUUGAGGACGUUGAACGCCAGACAAGGCACCUCUUCGGAUUCUCCUUUUUUUUUUGUACCAGAACUUUCCGAAAUGAGCACUUGGAGGAUAAGGCCACUCCGAUUUUGAAGAUGAUUCGAAAAGUCGCCUCCAUGCGACGUGUACCGAGCACGAGCGACGUCAACAAUCUCAAGACUAACCCGACUAUCCGUACAGAAAAAAAUAAAAAACAAACAGCUUUAACGAGACAUUUUUUUUAAAAUACAGAAAACGUGUGAGGGGAAACAUUUUCGAGGGAGAGCAAAAGGACAGAAAAAUGAACUCACAAUUUGGGAGAUCGCUUCAACGGUGCGGUCGUUUCGUCUCUCCUUGAUUUGAUGAAAUAUUCCGGCAAAGCGGUGGUUCAGCUGCUAAAGCGUUGGCCUCACAGUUCAGAGGACCCGGGUUCGAUCCCGUUCCUCACUUGUGCGGAGUUUGCAUGUUCUUCCCGUGCCUGCGUGGCCUUUCUGUGGGUGGGCACUCCGGUUUCCUCCCACAUCCCGAAAACAUGCAAUAUGAAUUCAUUGGGUCCUCUAAAUUGCCCCACGGCGUGAUUGUGAGUGCGGCUGUUUGUCUCCACGUGCCCUGCGAUUGGCUGGCGACCGGUUCAGGGUGUACCGCAACUCCUGCCCGUCGACAGCUGGGAUAGGCUCCAGCACUCCCUCGUGAGGAUAAGUGGCGAGAAAAAUGGAUGGACGGAUUCCAGCAAAGGUUAAAGGGGAAAUCCAGUGGUUUGCAUGAAAAAACAUGUAAUACGUACUCUUAUCUUGAUAUUGUGAUGUUAAAUCCUCUCUCAUUUAGUAGUGUUUUGAAAAGAUUUUAAUUGACAAUUAUGAAUUUUCAGGGGCGCUGCCAUUUUGGCGAGUCACAUGACCUGCGUGCGCAGAUGUGACGUUUACCGUGCCGCGACAAAGGCUCGAUGACAUGGGGCGCCGUUUAUGCCCGGCGCUGAUUUCUCACAUUUAUCCUCAUCUGAUGAAGAAAUAGCAGUAUCGGUUGAUUGGGAAGACGGAGGAAUAUUUACGUACACGGGCAGCGAGCGGAAGUAUUCCUCCGUUUUCCGUGAGCUCCCUCCCCGAGCCCUUGAGCGAGGUCGCGGCUCCCCCGAGCCCCGGAGCUGAGCCGCUCACGGCUGCGUAUGGAAGCGUUCCUCCCGUCUUCCCGACGGUGAAAAUAAAUGAAUGGUUUCCCGUGUAGUCGAGCAUUUGUCGCGGCCCGGUACGCGUCACAAAAUGGCGGCGCCCCUGAAAAUUCGGAAUAAAAAUCUCAAAACACUUUAACAUCACACUGUCAAACUAGAGCACAUAUUCCAUGUUUGUUCAUGCAAACCAGUGGAUUUCCCCUUUAUGAAGUAAAGGUGGCAUCAAGUUGAGGACUUUGGACUUUUCCAAGCGGUUUUGCCUUUAAGCGAGACUUUUGUCCCACAAGAGUUUUCCAUCUUCCCUUUGCUGCGGCAGUUUUUUUUUUUUAAUCCAGAUGCAGUACAGAAGAUCAAACUCUUUAUUUGUGUUUUUAUUUUGCCAGCUUUUUGCCCAGGUACAGUUUGAACUUGCUUUCCACAGAAAUGUUGCUUUAAAAAAAAAAAAAAUUGAUCGUUAAAUGUUAUCUUGAUGACAUUAUUUAGCAACACGAGCAGGGAAAAGUAUCGGAAACAUCUCGGUAUGAUGCAGUCGCUGCAAACUAAGCAAUAAUAAAAAUAUUGUUACAGUGAAA